UUUCCUCUGUCGCGUAUUUGUCACAUCACAACCAUAACACAGGCUGGGGAGAGAGGAGCUCACAGCGCAGAAGGGACGAGUCGAGGGCUGACGCUGUGUGAGGAUGGGGGAGAGAAAAGGAACCAACAAGUAUUACCCUCCAGACUUUGACCCGGCCAAGCAUGGCUCCCUCAACCGCUACAAGAACAGUCACCCUCUGCGGGAGCGAGCCAGGAAGCUGUCCCAGGGCAUCCUCAUCAUCAGGUUUGAGAUGCCGUAUAACAUCUGGUGCGACGGCUGCAAGAAUCACAUAGGAAUGGGCGUCCGUUAUAACGCUGAGAAGAAGAAGGUCGGCAAUUAUUACACAACCCCCAUCUACAGGUUCAGGAUGAAGUGCCACUUGUGUGUGAAUUACAUUGAGAUGCAGACGGACCCAGCGUCAUGUGACUACGUGAUUGUGAGCGGUGCGCAGAGGAAGGAGGAACGCUGGGACAUGGCGGAGAAUGAGCAGAUACUUACAACAGAACACGAAGAGAAGCAGAAGCUGGAGACAGAUUCUAUGUUUCGUCUUGAGCAUGGAGUCAAGGAUAAAGAAAAGCUCCAGAGGGCAGCGCCAUCGCUGUCCGAGCUGCAAGAGGCUCAGAGCGCGUGGCGGGACGACUUCGCCAUCAACAGCCUCCUGCGCAGCAAGUUUAGGGAGGAGAAGAAGCAGAUCCUAGAAGAGGAGGAGCGCGAUCAGGCUCUGCUCAAGAAGACAUCGCUGGAGCUGAAGCUUCUGCCGGAGGCUGAGGAGGAUAAGAAGCUGGCGGCUCUCCUCAAGUAUCGCAGCCUGGAGUCGUACGACCAGAAGCAGCAGAAGAAGCGCUCGGAGAUCAGCGGCCGCUCGUGGUUCUUCCCCUUGGGUGACAGGAAGCUCCAGACAGCGGGGAACGCAAUGAAAAAGUUAAUGAUCCAACCCAAACCUCCGGCGAGCCCAGGGGCAUCCGCCGUAGCUCUCGGGGUAGUGCGACGGACAUCAAAAGAUGGAAGUCAGUCAGACAGCAGGAGACCGACAGCGGAGGAGGCAAGCGGGCACAGCAGUGGAGGAGAGCGGCAGCCAGGGGGCAGUGUUGCACAGACUGUCAGUAGUACUGAGGACGAUGCCCCCAGACCCCCCACAUCUACAUCCGGCCUGGUCGCUGACUACUCCGACUCCAGUUCUGAGGCGGAGGUGUAGCGGGGUUAUGUCUGUACUGUAUAUAGUGUGUUAUAAUAUGCCUGUAUAUAAAUAUCAUGUUAUUUUAUGGAA
Bufo bufo (common toad) is the source of this 1267-nucleotide messenger RNA. It is a transcript of the gene YJU2B, whose product is annotated as YJU2 splicing factor homolog B. Gene Ontology annotation, biological process: mRNA splicing, via spliceosome. The transcript has 9 exons. Gene Ontology annotation, cellular component: U2-type spliceosomal complex; post-mRNA release spliceosomal complex. The record is from RefSeq and is a predicted model, not a curated record. NCBI's taxonomy places the organism in Eukaryota, Metazoa, Chordata, Amphibia, Anura, Bufonidae. The coding region runs from base 104 to 1195 and encodes 363 amino acids.